Ylistrum balloti is the source of this 489-nucleotide messenger RNA. RefSeq lists its product as uncharacterized. Lineage: Eukaryota; Metazoa; Mollusca; Bivalvia; Pectinida; Pectinidae. The transcript has 4 exons. Bases 1 to 489 code for a protein of 162 amino acids. The record is from RefSeq and is a predicted model, not a curated record.
AUGUUGGCUUCGAUUUUAUUCCAGAAAAAGCAAUACUUCAAGUAUGUCGCAAACACGCAGAAGUCAAACGAAGUACAACAUGUUGAUCGAUUCCGCCGACUAGUCCGGCUGAUACCAUCUCUCACAGACCUCGAACUGACAAUGAACUUCGCUCUUGUUUUCGCAAGCCUCAUGGCGGCCGCUGUUUACGGAGAAAUUUGCAGAGAUAAGGCAGACUGUGCUGACACAAAAUGUGUUACUGGUAUGAUCACUUGUGCUGAGAUCUCAGGCAACCAUUUGUGUACGUGUAUUCACAACAACAUGAACAAUAUCACGUGCUCUGCCAGGGCUGAUUGUCAGAUGGAUUCUGUUUCGAUGAAUUGUGCCAACGACAUGCGACACUGUUACGACGGGACCUGUCGCUGUGAGGGAAUGGGGCACAAUCAUGGAAUGCAUACCCAACAUCCUCACCCAGACCACCCCACGCAUCCUCCCCACGGUGGUCAUUAG